AUGACAUUUCUCAUAACGUACGCAAAGGGUUUUGGAAAUUAUGGAAUAAUUAUAUGUGGAGGAGGUCUUGGACUACCACUCUGUAUCCUCGGACAAAUUAUUCAGGUUAAAGCUGACAAUUUAUCUGAGACACUUUAUCAAACCAAUUGGCACGAGCUAAGUUUGAAAGAUCAGAAAACUUUCUUAAUCGUUCUCGGGAUGGCUCAACGAGAAUACGGACUAAAGGCAGCCGGAGUAUACGAUAUUAACCUCUAUACCUUUGUACAGGAAGAAGAAGAGGAUGAAGAACUUGAGGAGAUUUUGAUGAAACAUCUGAAGAAAUCAAUGAAAAUUUUCAAUAUUGGUCUUGGAAAUUAUUUAAUGAUUAUAUGUGGUGGAGGUCUCGCAUUACCCCUUUGCGUUCUUGGAGAAUUUAUUCGGGUUAAAACGGAUAAAUUAUCUGAUACAUUCUACUUGACCAAUUGGUACGAUCUGAGCUUGAAGGAUCAGAAAACUUUCUUAAUCGUCCUCGGGAUGGUCCAACGGGAGUAUGGACUAAAGGCAGCAGGAAUGUAUGACGUUAACCUUUAUACUUUCGUACAGAUCUUCAAAAUUGCCUUCUCCUACUGCGCUGUUCUCUAUAGCUUGAGUCAAUAA
Molecule: messenger RNA, 636 nt
Organism: Lutzomyia longipalpis
Lineage: Eukaryota; Metazoa; Arthropoda; Insecta; Diptera; Psychodidae
Exons: 4
Coding region: 1-636 (211 amino acids)
Biological process (GO): sensory perception of smell; detection of chemical stimulus involved in sensory perception of smell
Cellular component (GO): plasma membrane
Molecular function (GO): odorant binding; olfactory receptor activity
Source: RefSeq, a predicted model, not a curated record